AUGGAGUCCUGGGCGAGGUGCGUCUUUCUUCUCUUGCUGCAGUUACUGCCAGGUAAGCAGAGUUCAUGCCUCCACUCAGGGAGGCAGAAUGCUGGGAAGAUCGUGGGUGGCCAAGAUGCUCUGGAAGGACAGUGGCCUUGGCAGGUCAGCCUGGGGAUAGCCGAAGAGGGCCACAUAUGUGGGGGCGCUCUCAUCCAUGAGAGGUGGGUGCUCACGGCUGCCCACUGCUUCCGCAGGUCUCUGAACCCUAGCCUCUACUACGUGAAGGUUGGGGGACUGACAGCCUCCCUUUCGGAACCCCAGUCAACCAUAGUGGCUGUGAGAAACAUCUCUGUCUACCCCACCUACCUCUGGGAAGACGGGACCAGUGGGGACAUUGCCCUCGUGCAGCUGGGCAUUCUUCUGCGGCCCUCUCAGUUCACUCCCAUCUGCCUCCCAGAAGCCCACACUCCCCUCACUCCUGGAACUGUCUGCUGGGUAACAGGCUGGGGGUCUACCCAGGAAAGAGAGUUCGCCAGUGUCCUCCAGGAGCUGGCCGUGCCCCUCUUGGACUCAGAGGAGUGUGAGAAGAUGUACCACAUCCGGGAGACUAGCCAGUCAGGGAAACGGUUCAUCCAGGCAGACAUGCUCUGCGCAGGCUUUGUGGAGGGCAGGAAAGACGCCUGCCAGGGCGACUCUGGCGGACCAUUGGUUUGUGCCAUCAACGGUUCCUGGAUCCAGGUCGGCAUCACCAGCUGGGGGAUUGGCUGUGCUCGUCCAUACAGGCCUGGUGUCUACACUUGGGUGCCGGCCUACGUAGACUGGAUUCGGAGAACCCUGGCCGAGAACGCCUUUGGUGCCUGCGGAGGCCACUCCCGAGCCUCUGGGGCUUCUCAGAUAUCGCCACUAGUGUUUCUGGCCUUUGCUUUGCAAUGGGCCCUGUGA
Psammomys obesus (fat sand rat) is the source of this 924-nucleotide messenger RNA. RefSeq names its product serine protease 30-like. The transcript is spliced from 6 exons. Gene Ontology annotation, biological process: proteolysis. NCBI's taxonomy places the organism in Eukaryota, Metazoa, Chordata, Mammalia, Rodentia, Muridae. Gene Ontology annotation, molecular function: serine-type endopeptidase activity. The coding region runs from base 1 to 924 and encodes 307 amino acids. The record is from RefSeq and is a predicted model, not a curated record.